UCUCUCUCUCUCUCUCUCUCUCUCUCUCUCUCUCUCUCUCUCUCUCUCUCUCUCACACAACCUCCCACUCACUUCCACUCCAUCUCCCAUUCUGCAGUCGUUCCCAGCAAGCCACCAUUUCUAUAAUCUUCUCUCUGUUUUUCUCUCCUCCUCCCUCCAUUUCCUCACAGCAAACGGCCCGUCCUACGUUCUUCGCCAGGAAGUUUGAAGCCAGUGUUAACCAGGAGAUAGUGAACCAACUAGAUGGCUACCUGUUUGGACCUAUGCCCCGGGGGACCCCUGGCCUCCAGGCCUACUGGGAGAGUGCGUUUGACGAGGCCGACGGGGUCGCGACCCUGAGCGACACACAGCUCACACUCUACCAUGCGUUUGCUCGUAUGGGCCUGGCGAGGGCGGCAGCAUCGCUGCAAGGAGAUCCUAAGGAUGACAGCUGCAGGUAUUUCCCCAUGGGCCACCCGGUGUCAGUGCAUCUCUACUUCCAGUCAGACCAGUUCCAAGGCUACCUGGUCAAGCACCAUGCCACUAACCUGGCAACCAGCAAGCUGGAGACCCUGGAGACCUGGGUGAUGCCCAGGAAGACCUACAAGGUGGCUUCCCCACCCAGCACCUUCACCAGGCUGCAGUUCGCCGAGAUCGGCACGGAGUGGGAUGCCAAAGAGCGCAUGUUCCGUAACUUCGGUGGUCUGAUGGGUCCCAUGGACGAGACCGUCGGGAUGCAGCGGUGGUCCAAGGGCCCCAACGUGACCGUCACCGUGGUGUGGAUCGACCCCACCAACGUCAUCGCUGCCACCUACGAUAUCCUGAUCGACGCCAGCGCAGAGUACACCCACUACCGACCCCCCCUGAACCAGCCUCUCAGGCCUGGGGUGUGGACCAUACGGGUGUUGCAUCACUGGAGCCCCGUGGCCGAGACCAGGUUUCUGAUUAGUCCGCUGGCUUAUAUGAAGCAUCAGCCUAUAAGACAAGAGGACACGCUGAAGCUCCACAACGGACCAGCCAAGAACAGUUAUAUGGAGCAGAGCUUCCAUGGCCUCAACCCCGUGCUCAACAUCCCUGUACACCUGGGCCAGGUGGAGCAGGCUAAGCGCAACGCCGCCCUGACUGGUCCCGCCUUGGAGCACUGGGUAGACGGCCUGGUGGGUGCGAUGUGGGAGGCUGGGGACGUGUGUUCCACCUCCAUGACAGGGGGACCUGGAACAUCCUGCCCCGUCAUGCAGACCUGCGCCAAGACCCCCUGGAGCUCGCUCAGCCCCGACCCCAAGUCCCAGCUGGUCCCGCCGCACGCCGACGGGCGCAUCAGGUAGCAGUGGCGCCUCCGGCUGGACGGGAGGCCACACUGCAGGUCUUAAGUUUAAAUAAUUUAUUUUUCAAAUCUCUUUUUGUUUAAUUUUUAUUUUUCAGUCGACGUAAUGGAUCAGAUAAGACGAGAAAAGACGUAAGUUGUGUGUUUUUUAAGGUUGAUUGGAGGUUGUAGGAACGUUGAAGAGGAAGAGAAUGUCUGGGGAAGGUUUUGUGGUGUCGUGCAAGUUUCAGACUCCUGAAGUGUUCGUCUUUGGGGGUUUUGCCGGCUUUGCCGUUUUCUGUUUCCCAAUGUAUUUAUUUUAAUCUCAUCGCUGAGUUUACUGUGAUUGAUGCUGUGUCCGACGUAGAGACAAAUGUUGCUUUGCCAAGCACCUAGUAAGGCCGCCUAGUCUGCUGCUAAAUGAAAGAGCGAUUGUGAAGUCAGUCAGAAGUCAGUGUUCGGGUGGAACAGGAUAGUCGACACUGGUAGUGGACCACGUUCUGGGCCCGUAUUCACAAAGCGUCUCAGAGUAGGAGUGCUGAUUUAGAAUCAGUUUUCUCUUUUAAAUCAUAAUGAAUAUGAUUAUAUAGACAGGGGGGGACCUGAUCCUAGAUCAGUACUUCUACUCUGAGAUGCUUUGUGAAUACGAGGUCUGCUUCUUAAGGUUGGUUUGGCCUACAUGUAGGGAGAUAGACUGAACCGCAACCUCGGAGGGUGUGGCGAAGAUGUAUCUUUAAAAAAAAAAGCGAAAUUCCUUGCCUCAAUCUUUGCGUAUGACUGACAAAGUUACUAUGGCACAGCACUACAUAUUGACUUUCAGUGCCUGAACAGGAGAAAGGUGUGUGGGUGUGACUGGACUAUGGGGUGGCAUUAGUGCCAGUAGAAGUUGAAUUCAAUCCAUGAAUGAUUGAAACUAGAUUAAGUUUCUAUUGUCACUAAUAUCACUCCAUACUGGACAGCCUGAAACUUGAAAUGAAAGUAUAUCAGCUGUGCUUUCGCAAGAAAACAGAAAUUCUCAAGCUUAUUUUUUCAUUUCCUUUUCUAAGAAUUUUUGUUCAUUUGUUUUUAACGACGGUUUAUGUUGCAAGUAUGAAACAGAAUAUGUCUCAAAGUUAUUGUUGAGUGAAUGGAGUGAGAUGUCCACGAGUUGCUAUUUAUUUAUAAGUUUAUAUAAAUACAGAAUAUUUUUAGUCAAUGACUAAAUGACUACAACGCUGCUUUGGCAGCUCGAUAAAUAUUUUUUUGUAAAGAGAAACUGCCUUUAUUUACAAAGGCCAAUGCCCCAACCUGUAUACCUAUUUUGGGCGCAACAAACCUAAUGCCCGUCUGUAUGUCCGUGUUGUCCGGUCUGAAUAGCUCUUCCUGUCUUGGUUCUUUCGUUGACUGUUUGCCAAGUCUUCAUCACACGGGGAAGCACCCAGGACUGAAAGGUCACAGAAGGGUCAGCUUCCUCCUGACAACCUCCCCAAACAGAGAAGUAAACAAAAAAAGACAGAAACACUCCAAAAACUCUCCAAAAUGUGUGUUGAAGUCAUUCCGUGGUGAUGUUGCAUUUCCUACUCGGUUCCGUGUCAGUACCAGGAUGUUAGUGAUUGAUGAUGCUGUUCAUGCUGUGGCAAAAAUGGAAACAAAUAGUGAAUAUAUCUUGUAUCUUGAUCAAGGAACUGUUGGAUUGGGCCCAGGCAACUUUUGUUUUCACCUGUUCUACUACAUGCUAAGUACUUUUGCUGCCAUCAAGACUAUCUCUCUGUUUACCACAGUUCAAACAUAGCCUAUAGCACAGUGGCCCCUUCUCCAACCACAAUGAAGGGUAACUACGAUCUGCCGGUUCGUUUGUUUGGCUUCAACUCAAUUCUCCUCACAACCUAAUUUGGUCCCAAUUUAGAAUCCAGUCUGUGAUUAUCAACAUGAUUUGGCAGUCAAACGUGCUAAGUGAAUGUUUUCACCAGGGCUCAUCAACGAUCAUUAGUGAGUUAAUCAAUGGCCCAAGUUCACCUUGAACCUUGUUGGAUGUAUCGAUCCUAAUAAGUGUCAGUCCUGUCACUCAAACUUGAACUGUCGUUGCCAUGGUUACAAAGAAGGACAAUUUUGCCUAUAUAUAGUGCUCGCCAGCUUCUAGUGCUAAAACCCAGAAGUGAGUUACCUCUGGUUCGUUCAGCCUUUCCUAUGGGGAAAGAAUAGGGAUUUGGGAUAAACACUGAGAAUAAGGUCUGAGGUUAACACAGGCUUAGGAGAUCUAUACAGUACACUUUGUUCUAUGAGAUAAUAGCAGCCAGUUAACAUGACCUUUAUUCAUUAUGAAGCCUUUAUGCGCUUUUUUUAUUACAUAAAUGCAUCAAAAUUCACAAAGUGACGUUAGCUGAUGAAGAUGAUCUCCUAGAACAAAACGUAUAAGAUCUCCUAAGCCUGUGUUUACCACAGACCUUAUUUUCAGUGUUUAACCAAAAACCCUACAAAAAAUGCCAUUCAUCUUCCCAUAGGCUUUGUCCAACAAACCAUGGCGGAUUUAGUGCCUACAAAAAGACGCCAUUACUAUUUCUCUGUAUUAGCUACCUAGCUAAUAACAUAACAGCUAGAUACAGAUAUGACCCUGACUUCCUUUUACUGGCAGUGCCAUUCUCACAUUGAAACAAAUACUUAAAUUGACGAACACUUUGCCCAUUGUUCAAAAGUUCAAUUAUCAUUCUCGAGAAGUGAAUUGAAAUAUGUUACUCAAUGUAAAAGUCCUAUUUUGUUACAAAAAUGAAGAAAAUGUACAUAAAUAUUUUGUAUUGAAAAUAUGUUUAAAACGAUGUAAAUACCGAUGCAGUGUGGAAAGAUUAUGAAUUGGAAUUACAGUGGAAGAAGAAGAGAUGGCUGGUGUUACUUGUUGCUAGUUGGGCACAAAGUGAUUUUAGGUACAUAACCUGUUUCAAUGCUUUGGACAGAUCUAAGGAGUAAGGAAUGACUCAGAAUUGGGUAAAGCUUUUAAUAUUAUUCUUCGCCUUUCAGAGAAUAUCAUGACAGAUUGUUGUUCUCUCUGCUGGAAUGUAUUGUUGAGCAACUGUUGCACAAACUUCUCUGAACUCAACGUUUCCCGAAGUUUCUGGGGAAACGUCAACGUUUCCUAAAGUUUCAGGGGGAAACUCUGUGCCUUAGCUAUCUAUCUAUACUCCUGCCUAGGGGACUCUUAAAACCUUCUGUCCAUCUAUGAACAUUCAAUUGUUGUGGUAGUUUUUACUUUCGACAAAAAGUGAAAGAAGAACACCAAGAGUUAGUCGAUGUGAUUUGAUGAAUCUGUAACACCAAAAAAAGAUGUCCGCUGUUGUAAAUACCAUGCCUUCUUGUCUUUCGCUUUUCCAUUUUUGUGGAUUUUUUUUUUUUUGUUGGUACAUUUUUCUCUGACUGCUUUUUGAAAUAAAAAGAGCUCUCUCUA
Salvelinus fontinalis (brook trout) is the source of this 4697-nucleotide messenger RNA. Its product is annotated as xylosyltransferase 1-like. Gene Ontology annotation, molecular function: protein xylosyltransferase activity. The annotation marks the transcript as partial. Lineage: Eukaryota; Metazoa; Chordata; Actinopteri; Salmoniformes; Salmonidae. The transcript is spliced from 4 exons. The record is from RefSeq and is a predicted model, not a curated record. Gene Ontology annotation, biological process: heparan sulfate proteoglycan biosynthetic process; chondroitin sulfate proteoglycan biosynthetic process.